UUUUUACUUUGUAAACACAAUUUUUUCCUUCAAUUUAUUCUGAACUUUCAAAAUUCAUUUUCGUCUAACAAAAAUGAUUUUUUCUAAAAUUAGUAGCAAAGUUUCAAAUUUUCUGUAUACAUAUUUCCCUAUUGCACAUAAACGUACGUUUGAAAAGUCCGCUAUGUCCGGUAAUAAGAACGAGGAGGCGACCAUGCAUUGUGCCGACAUCGCGGAGAAACAGAAAUCCAGGGCCACAAAUCCGUUCUUCGUCUUCCUGCACGAGUUCCGGCAGAACCUAAUGAAACGUGGCGCCUACAAGCACAUGUCAGCGAAGGAGAUUGCCUGCGCGGCCGGCGAACGCUGGCGUCAAAUGUCGUCCGACGAGAAACUCAACUAUGUGGUGUGGGCGCGCAAGAACCAACAGCAAUUGGACCCACGUUUGCGCGUAUCGCCGGGCAAGGCGCAACGUGAAGUGCACGGCAACCGUAGUGAGAGCAAGUCCUUGCGCCGUCGCGGAUCUCGUCGGUCGAAAAAGGUCACCUUGCAGAAGCGUCGUCCGAGCUAUAUAAAAUGAAUGCGACGUAGAUUGUCGUACAUCCCACGGUUGGAGGAAUAGUUGCCAUACACCUUUGAUGGGAAGUGAAAUUUUUCUUGUGACGUAUACUCAUUCUCUGUCUUGUUUAUUUUGUGUAUUCUUAAAUUCUCUUUCAAGAAUGUGACAGUAAAAAUAUUUUAUAACCGCUUUACUUUAA
Messenger RNA from Zeugodacus cucurbitae (melon fly), 734 nucleotides. RefSeq lists its product as uncharacterized. The coding region runs from base 74 to 556 and encodes 160 amino acids. NCBI's taxonomy places the organism in Eukaryota, Metazoa, Arthropoda, Insecta, Diptera, Tephritidae. The transcript has a single exon. The record is from RefSeq and is a predicted model, not a curated record.